AUGUCCGAACCUAAGUGGGGCAGUGGAGAAAGGUCGCUACUAUCAAAUCCUGCGGUGUUUAAUGAUUUACUGUUAAACUUGUGUUCUAGCACAACCUCAACAAACAUGUCACAUCAAGCGUGGACCAUCGCCGACUUACCUCAUCGUCAUUGGAAGCUGAAAUAUCUGCCAGACGAAUUUCGCUCCGAAGACAUCAAAGACGAGAACCAUCCGUAUUAUAGCCUACUGCAAACCUUUGACCAAAUAAGAGACCUCCAAUUCACCACCGACGACAUUCCAGCGUUGGCAUGCCUGGAACCGAAAUUACAACAGAUCGGCAAGAUCAUCGAUAAAUUGAUCGACCUUCCAGGACCCUAUGCCAAAGGAAUAUUUGAUUUCACUGCCCUGUCGGCGUACGUUCACACCAUAAAUGAUCUGUGGUCAAAGAAGAAUCAAAUGUACCUGACGCCGAUAUGGCGGCAACCUUGGGAAUAUCGAUAUCCAUAUCAACACUAUAACGAAAGUCUUGUCUACGAUCCAAUACUUCUCUCACAACUUUCACAGAUUAGCCUAAUAUUGGAUUGGUGGCUGGGGAAACCACAAUUCGACUUUUGGAUCGGCAUUAUUGACCUAAAUUUUGACAAUUAUUCUACACAGGAUAAUCGAAAAACUAACGAGAAGGUGGGAUCCGAUGACAAAAAGGGUCUGGAGACCAACAGCAAGAAAGAGGAAAGUGAUAGUGAGAGUGAUAGUGAGGAAGAAAUUGACAUCGAAAGAUAUAUAGGCUCAAGAUGA
Acaulospora morrowiae is the source of this 774-nucleotide messenger RNA. NCBI's taxonomy places the organism in Eukaryota, Fungi, Glomeromycota, Glomeromycetes, Diversisporales, Acaulosporaceae. The record is from the annotation of a GenBank genome assembly.